AUGGGUAUGACUUGUGACCCACGGUACAUAGUACGAGGCCAGAAUCUGAAAGAUGACAAAUUUACCCUUGAGAAAGGGUACAGCCACUUCCGGCCAAACCUGCAGAACGUGGACCCCAAUGCCGAGGGGUUGACGUUUUCCGUGGCUGACUUCCGGCCACGGCCCCAGGCGCUCAGGGGUGGCUCGGUUGCACCAACGUCCCCGUCUCUUCCAGAGAUCACCGGAAGCACAGGCGUGUGGGACGGAGGAGGAUCCGGACCCCGGGAGACUCGGCGCCCGGUGACCACGGAGACCGACGGCCACGGGUCCUGGGACGGAAAAGUCUGCCUUUGCCCCAACGGCUUCACGGGGAACCUCUGCCAGGACAGAGUUCCCGUGGUCAUCUGCCAGAACGGAGGCAUGUGGGAUGGGCUCAAAUGCCAGUGCCCCAGCCUCUUCUACGGGCCAAGGUGUGAGGACGUGGUGGACAGCAUUGAGAUAGAGCAAACGGUCUCUGCAUCCGUGGAAGUGACCGUGACGGUAACCAGCAAAAACUACAGCGAACAGCUACAGGACCGACAAUCCGACGAAUUCAAGGAGUUCAAUGAGACAUUUACAAAACAGAUGGCAAUAAUUUAUGCCGGAAUCCCUGAGUAUGACGGGGUUUUCAUCAGAGAGCUGAGGAAGGGCAGUAUCGUGGUGGAUUAUGACGUCAUCCUGAAGGCCCCGUACACUGAAGGAUACGAAAAUGCGCUACAGAACAUCAGCUCUAAUGUGAGGGAAAAAAUCCAGAAUGCGACCGCACAACAAGUACUUGUUGAUAAAAACUGUAAUUUUUUGCUGUGUUUCAACUCAACUGCCACCAGUGUGCAAAACAUUUCCGUCACUGAAACUCCUGAAGAGGCAUGCCAGAGGGAGGCUGGAGAGGACUUUGCGAAGUAUGUCACCUUGGAGUACAAGAACGAUAAGCUGCACUGUAUCACGCCCUGCUCAUCGGGCUACAAAGCCUCCUUGGACUGCCACUACGGCAAGUGCCAGCUGCAGCGAAGUGGCCCCCAGUGCCUCUGCCUGACCACAGACACACACUGGUACAGCGGGGAUACCUGCGACUGGGGCAUCCAGAAGAGCCUGGUGUACGGGCUCGUGGGAGCCGGGGUGGCAGUACUGCUGCUGAUCCUCGUCAUCCUGGGCGUGUUCUCCUUCCGCUUCAGAAGAGAGGCCAACAGGCAAAGGUCCAGAGUGUCUCAGCUGCAGAGGUGGAAUGAGGAGGAGGGCCGGGAAAGCCCUGGAUCCUUCCACAACGUCGGUUUCGACCACAACGAAGAACGAGAAGACUACGUCCACUUGGACUCCAUGUACAGCAACUUCGAGGCCUCCCUAAGACAUAUAAACCCUGAAAGAAAGAUCCAGAUUCAGAGGCCCCAGGUGGUCAUGACAUCACUGUAAACACCACCACGAAAGCGGUUUCGCAUGGAUCCGUGGAGCUGAGGGCUGAGGAGAACCCCACUGGGUCAAGCAUGGUGGCACACGCCCUCCAUUGAGAACUCCCCAUGGGGGACUUAUGGGAAAUAGACCCUGUAGUUGGCAAGACUGAAUAAGAGAGAGACAAGAGUGAUGGAAGGUCAAACAGUGUGGAAAGUGCAAUGGGCAUGUCAUGAUGGUGGGCGAUGCCUCCCGGAAUCCCGUGUCCAGAGAUGUUCUGCUCCUGAGCCGGAUUCAGCACCAAGGACAGUGCUGCC
Peromyscus eremicus (cactus mouse) is the source of this 1718-nucleotide messenger RNA. It is a transcript of the gene Muc17, whose product is annotated as mucin 17, cell surface associated. NCBI's taxonomy places the organism in Eukaryota, Metazoa, Chordata, Mammalia, Rodentia, Cricetidae. The record is from RefSeq and is a predicted model, not a curated record. The transcript is spliced from 13 exons. The coding region runs from base 1 to 1425 and encodes 474 amino acids.